Messenger RNA from Cricetulus griseus (Chinese hamster), 354 nucleotides. The record is from RefSeq and is a predicted model, not a curated record. Lineage: Eukaryota; Metazoa; Chordata; Mammalia; Rodentia; Cricetidae.
AUGGCUGGGAAAAAGCGAAGAAGAAGAAGAAGGAGGAGGAGGAGGAGAAGAAACGUAUCCCGAUCUGCAAGAGCUGAGCUUCAAUUUCCCGUCAGCCGGGUAGACCGCUUCCUGCGGGAGGGAAACUAUUCCCGACGCCUUAGCUCUUCUGCACCGGUGUUUCUCGCUGGUGUACUCGAGUACCUGACAUCUAACAUUCUCGAGUUGGCUGGUGAGGAGGCCCAUACCAACGGCAGGAAGAGGAUCACCCCAGAACACGUGUUUCGAGUGGUACACAACAAUGAGCACCUCCAUGAACUCUUCAAAGAAGACACCAGCUCUGGGGUUAAGACACUGGAAGCCGAUGACAACUGA